AUGCAGCGAGAAAUCUCGGGACCCGGCACGCGCGACUGCCAGGCGCUGCCGUCCCCGCGGCAGGUGACCUUCCAGGCCCGCGAGGCUCCGGAGCCGGAGCUGAAGGUGGCGAAAGACAUGGCGCACAUGGUGCCGUGCCGAACGCUCACGGCGGGCCGUAUGCCCUCGAUGCGGCAGAUCGACGACUACCCGGAGGGGGAGCCAGGGUCAGAGGCCUUCGAUCGAAUGGACUACCACUCUGAGACGGAGUGCAGCGACGUGGAGGAGCUGGAGCCGGCGGCGCUGACGACUCGGCGCGGAGGCGUUUCCGCCAUCCCCACGGGCGCCUUCAACGUGCGCUUCGUCAACUGGGUGAGCCCGAUGUUCGAGAAGGACAAGAGCCACCAGGAGUUUCUGCUGCGCUCCUUGGCCAAGUGCCCCUUCUUUUGGGAACUGGACAAGGAGAUCCUCCAAGCUUUGGUCGACACCAUGGAGAUCGAGGAGUUCCAGCCGGGUGAGGCGGUGUACACCAAGGGCGACGUCGGGCGAUCCGGCUACGUGCUCAUCGCGGGGCACCUCACGGCGGAGACGGACGCCACGGAGUUGGGCAACGUCCUGCGGAGGUCCUCGCGCUCCGAGGUGGACGUGAAGCCCGGGGACUUCUUCGGGGAGCACACCAUGCUCUGGGGGUUCCGUCGGCGCAUGACGGUGAUAGCGUCAAAAGACUGCGACACCCCAGCGGUGGCUGGCAAGCUGAAGAGGGACGUGUACUUCAACAUUGUGACACGCUCUGCGAUGCAUGAGCGCAGCAAGCGGGAGAAGUACUUGCGCACGGGGGUGCCGAUGUUUGAGACCUUCGAUUCGGAGCUGAUUACCACCAUCGCGGACAUUAUGCGGAAGCGUAGCUUUGCGCCCGGGGAGAAGAUUGUGCAACAAGGCGAGGAAGGUGGUGAGUUCUUCAUCAUUCUGAAGGGCGAGUGCGUUGCCACCAUUAAGGUGGCCAAGGUGGGCGCGGAUGGCUUCGAGGAGCACCCGGUGAGGUACUACAACAAGGGCGAGCGCUUCGGGGAGUUGGCCUUCAUCAACCGCACCCCUCGGGCGGCCACGGUCACCGCCAACACCAACGUCACCGUGUUGAGCCUUGACAGGGCUGUCUUCGAGCGGGUGGUAGGCUCGCUGGACAUCAAGCAGAAGGAGAACUAUGCCAGUGACCCCCGGAAGAUCUUGGCGGACUUCUACAGCCCCGGCACUGGCCUUGGCCCCUGCGGCGCGGUGCCGCACUCCGCGACUUCCAAGUCGUCGGCGUGGUUCGCGGUGUACCGGCCCACCAGCCGCGACGCGCUCGCGAAGAUGCUGAACCUUUCGGCGGUAGGGAAGGGGCUCAACGUGAAGGGCAAGUCCGCGAAGCGGAACCAGCUGUCAGGCUUCGUGCCCUUCGUGCAGAUCAGCAGCAACCAACACAAGCGGAAGCUGGGCCCAAGCCCUUUGAACUCCCGGGUGACCGUGUACUUCCAGACCCACGAGGCGGCGGAGCUGGCACGCCUGGAGCUGGACAAGGUGAUGCGGGAGCUGAGCCACCUGGACCUGGAGCCCAUCACCAGCGAGGACUCCUACGAGGUCUGGGGCUUGGAGGUGCCGGAGCGCGUGCUCCGGGAGGCCUUCAUCGACCGCCAGGACGUCACCUUCCAGGUGGGCUGGGAGACGGGCCGAGCCUCAGAGCCCGCCUUUAUGGAGAUGAACCUGCAUGCAAUACGCAGCAGAAGUCUCCCCAAGGUGGUGCUUUACCAAUAUGACAACUGCAACCCCAUGAACCCGCAUGGGCUUCUCAUCGCCUAUGCCGAGGCGAAGGUUAAGCCAGUGGUCUCGGACUUCGACACCUUUACCAUUGGGAGCCGGGGCAUGGUCUACGAGCCGAUCUGCGAGGAGCAGUGCGCGCUGAUGCGGUGGAGCCUGGACUGCACGGAGCGGAUUUUGCGGCACCCUGGGCACCAGGGCUGGAACUCCCGAUGGCUGGAGGUCCUGGAGAAGGCGGACAAAGAAGGCUUCCACCCAGAGAUCCCGGAAUUUGGCUUCGGCGAUCCCACGUCGUACAGGUUGACCAAAGCUGUCAUCGAGGCCACCAAGAUGUGUGGGGCGGUACGGCACGGCGCCGAGUGCUUCAACUUCUACUUCCCACAGGAGUUGGACUGCGAGUACCUAAUCAUUUGGGACGGCUUCGACGGGAAGCCCUGGGCCUACCGCAACGCUUCAGGCGAUUCCACGCGAAAACCUCCCGCGCGGACGGACCAGGGCGACCCGAAGGGCUGGAAAAAAGCCGGGUCAAGAUAG
This is a messenger RNA of Effrenium voratum, 2307 nucleotides long. NCBI's taxonomy places the organism in Eukaryota, Dinophyceae, Suessiales, Symbiodiniaceae. The record is from the annotation of a GenBank genome assembly.